AUGGCAAAUCCUUUUAUUCGCCCUUCCAUUCCAGACUAUUUCAUCUCUUCUCCACUAGUCGCCCUCCUUUAUCCACUCCACCAGGCCCUUCUCCGUCUGCGCGGACCACCUCGGCUCCCAAGUGCCCAUCCGAUCCGCGUCGUCUGUAUCUCCGACACACACACCCUCGAAUGGCCUGAUGUUCCUGAUGGAGAUCUCUUAAUCCACGCCGGCGAUCUUUCUGAAGAUGGCUCCGUUCGCGAAAUCCAAGCCGCCGUGAACUGGCUCCGCAGCCUCCCACACCCACAUAAGGUCGUCAUCGGCGGAAACCAUGACAGCUACUUCGAUACGCGAUCGCGCCUGGAAGAAGAUCGGGAUGAACCAUCCAACAGAUACGCCACCGUCUCAGCAUCCACGGCUUCUAUCCGCUCGUUAGAUGAUUUCACCGACACCUCGUCGCGCAUCGAUUGGGGCGACAUCCACUACCUGCAACACUCCGCCGUAACUCUCGAGUUUGCGCCCCCGUCAAGUUCCGCUGAAUCCAUAUCUUCUGCGACCACGCUGAACUCACGAUCCCGCACUCUGACCAUAUAUGGCGCUCCUCAAAUCCCUGCUAUUGUUCCCCUCGGCCCCGAACACGCCUUCACUUACCCGCCUCACCAUGACGCAUGGUCUCGCACCGUACCCCCAGAAACAGACAUUCUAGUCACCCACACCCCACCUCAAGCCCAUCUCGACAUGUCCCCAGUUUACUCAAUAGGCUGUCCCAACCUUCUUGCCGAAAGUUGGCGUAUCCGCCCGUUGUUGCACGUCUUCGGUCACGUCCAUUUCGCUGCUGGCCGCGAACCGAUUUUCUGGGACGAGGCGCAGCGCGCCUGGGAACGAUUAUGUGCGUCGCGUCGUUCUCGUGCUAAGUAUACUCGCUUGUUUGCCUUGAUGGGAUUCUUCCGCGAUCUCCUCGAUCCGACAAGCUGGGUUGAUGUGGCAAGGGUGGUGUUUUAUGGAGCUCUGGGUGUCGUUUGGGCGCGUGUCUGGGGUGGUGAGAAUAAUGGUGGUGGAUGGUUUGUUAAUGCGGCGUGUAUGUAUAAGGACUCGGGGCGUUUAAGGAAUCCGCCACAGGUUAUUACCUUGUGA
Molecule: messenger RNA, 1113 nt
Organism: Penicillium odoratum
Lineage: Eukaryota; Fungi; Ascomycota; Eurotiomycetes; Eurotiales; Aspergillaceae
Product: metallophosphatase domain-containing protein
Exons: 1
Coding region: 1-1113 (370 amino acids)
Molecular function (GO): hydrolase activity
Source: RefSeq, a predicted model, not a curated record